Molecule: messenger RNA, 2448 nt
Organism: Gregarina niphandrodes
Lineage: Eukaryota; Apicomplexa; Conoidasida; Eugregarinorida; Gregarinidae
Exons: 1
Source: RefSeq, a predicted model, not a curated record
AGGUCACAAGCGCGAUCGGAGUCAGCGAUUGAGAGGGCUGCGGAGGAAUUCCGAUUGGAAGUUGCUUGGAUGAAUACGUAUUGGAUGGUACCGAGUGCGGCGACGUAUGAUGUGUUGCGUAAGGGUUUGGAUAAUGUAAGUCAGCAGCGGGAGGGUUGGACGUCACAUGGCUCGUUGGUUUAUCAAGGAUUGGAGGAGCGGAAGGCUUGGUCGACGGUAGGAUCAGGAGCGCUAUUGAGAAAUACGUUGAAUACAAACGGGUGUACGCUGCGUGUGACGGGUUCGUUAUGGAGGCCAUUGUUUAUGCCUACGGCUUGUGCGUGGACGGUUUUUGCAGGACGGUAUAUGGCAUCACGGAGUGGUUUGGAGGCUCAUAUGACACUGCUUAAUUCAAUGCCGAAGGAAUGUUGGCAACGACUUCGUAACAUCAGGCCGGAGCACCUGUGGAAAUGCAGUCUGUCAUACUUGGAACUAGCUGCCGUGAUUGGAUUGUAUUUCGACUUCCCUUAUGGCUUCAUCGAUCUAGAAAUUGCUAACUCUGUUCUGGAAUCCAUGAACCUCAAACCCUUCAAUCGUCGUGUUAAAGCCUGGUUUAUCGGAUGCUUACUACAACACUCAAAGGUACCCAUCAACCACUUAGUCGAAUUCUGUCUUCGCACACUCAAUUAUCAUCCAAGACCACAUCGAGACUAUUUAGAAUGUCUCGCACCGCGAUCAGCAUGCUGCCAAAAGGGAACUAGACGUGCAAUGUCCAUCGAUGCACGACGCAGGAUCAUUCAAAAUAAAUUAUCUGGACUCGUCUCUGUCACACCUCAAGGCUUUGCCAAAUUGAUCAAUAUCACACCAGGUGUCGAUCGCAUCGCACACGAUGGUGCUGCCGAUGCUGUACAUGAAUGGGCCACCCACUUCUGGCAACCACUCGACAAACUUAAAUUUGACAAACUCAGAAUCGUACCAGGCCUCCAAGAACGCGUCCUCAAAUCCACACACCAGGCCCUACAGGCCCAGGCCCGACAGGCCCAGGCCCUGCAGAGUCCACGCGGAGCCUGGGUCGCCACCCAGGAUUCUUCGGCCCAGGAUUCUUCGGCCCAGGAUUCUUCGGCCCAGGAUUCUUCGGCCCAGGAUUCUUCGGCCCAGGAUUCUUCGGCCCAGGGUUCGUUGACGGCGUGUUCUCCGCCGUUGCCUCUCGAUGUCAAGCCCCAGGUGUACCAGCCCACGUUGCCUUCAUUGGUCUCAUUGGGUCUGACCAGCAAUUCGAUCAAGGAUGACUUUCACGCCUACCAGCUGCUCCAUGGCUCGCUGUCUUGCGAGCAGUGGAAGCGUCUGCUGGGUGCGGAGCUGGCUGACUUUGAGCACUGUGGGCUGGAGUAUGUGGAGCUGGGUGCGGUGAUCUCUAACUACUUUCAAUUGCCGUAUGGAACGUUGGAACCGGUUACGAGAGAGUUUUUGUCCCGACAUCUUCAGGACCGAUCGUGCCAGCAAGGGGUGGAUUCGAACCGGCUACCUCUGGAUCCGAUGAGACAACUGAAUCAUUGGAUUACAGGCUGCCUCUUGCAGCGGGCGAAAGCAAGCGGCGAACAGCUCGCGGACUUUUGCGUCCGCACACUAGGGUACAAGCCGGUACGCAAAAUCGACGUACUCGAUUGCUUGCGGCCACGUUCUGGUAAUCACUUCCACCGACGAAACGCGGAAACCACCCUCUCAAUGCAUCAUUCACGUCUCCGCCACCGACUCGCAAAUUUGCCCACAGUUUCUAUACGAGAAUUUGCAUGUCUACAUCAGGACAGCGUCCCGGACCUCCUUAAACUCGUUCGGGGAAAAGGACGUGGUCGCCCCCGGAACCCAAGUGCUGAGGUCAAAUCAGACACCCAUGCAAAUCAAGAGACACAACCAUCGACCACUGAUCGUCUACCGACCACUGAUCGUCUACCGACCGCUGAUCGUCUACCGACACCCUCCCAGCGCACGAUAGCAACCGACUUUAAUGAAAACACGCCGAUGAAAAAGAAGAAAAAGACGCACCGUUCACGGCAGGAUUCCCCAGUCGCACACUUACCGGAGGCUGCCGACCUUGAAGUACUGUCCAUCGAGACACACGUUGUCGCAACAAAUGCUGUUGGAUCAGAUACUAGUGCACCCGUCCCCAUUCAGACACAUUCACCUGAGGUUGUAUCCACUGGGACAAGUUCCCCCGUGCCUGAUUCCGCUGGAGCUGGAGCGUCUUUUUCAGGGGUUGAUUCCACCUCGCUGAAGACCGCGAAGUCGCUGAAGACCGCGACGUCGCUGAAGACCGCGACGUCCAGUAAUGGGUUGCUUCAACACAGCCUGGCAGCGUUGAACAGAUUGUCUAAGGAGCCGGCUCUGCUUCCGGAGGCCAAAUGGUGGGUGUCUUGGGAAGACGAGCUGGAAGCGGCAGGGGUCGUGGAGUACUACAGCGGGCGGACCUAA